Messenger RNA from Monoraphidium neglectum, 3579 nucleotides. RefSeq lists its product as hypothetical. The record is from RefSeq and is a predicted model, not a curated record. The transcript is spliced from 9 exons. NCBI's taxonomy places the organism in Eukaryota, Viridiplantae, Chlorophyta, Chlorophyceae, Sphaeropleales, Selenastraceae. The coding region runs from base 1 to 3579 and encodes 1192 amino acids.
AUGGAGGGGGGCAUUGAGGACCACCAGCACUUUGCCAGCUUGGAGGGCACGGUCAUGACCGAAAACAGCAGCCCGGGCAGCAGCUUGACCGGCCGCAACGGCUCCGCCGUGCGUGGCGGCGGCGGCGGCGGCAGCGGCGCCAGCAGCAGCGUUGCUCAGGGCCUGCGGUCGCUGAUCACCGCCCGCAGCUCCGCGCCCAGCGGGCGCCAGAGCGGCGGCGGCGGCGACGCGGACGUCAACGCCGGCGCGGGCGACGGGCCGCCGGCGUGGGAGCAAUCGAUGCAGCUGGCGCAGCUCACGGCGGCGCAGGUGCACGCCAACCUGUCGUUCACGACUCAUGUCAGUCACGAGAGCAGGACGAGCUCGGCCAGCCUGGUGGACGGCCUCGCUCUGGACGGCAUGGACGGCGCCAACCCUCCGACCUCGCCGUCUUCGCCGGCGGGCGCCACCCCCGGCUUUGCCGCGGCGCCGGCGAACCUUGCCGCCAGCGGGCGGGCCGCGAGCGCCGGGGACGCGCUGCCCGCGGGGCCGCCGGGCGACCAGCCGCCCCGGGACGCGGGCGGCGCGGGCAUGUCGCGCGGCGGGAGCGUGCGCUCCGCUUCGUCCCUUGGGACCGACGCCGCCGGCGGCGCGCUGCCGCCGCACCUCUCUGUCGCGCCGCGGUCGCAGACGCUCGCGCCCGGCAGCAGCCUUGGCUCGCGGCGCACAUCGCGGCGGGGGACGUCCCAGAGCAGGUUCUUCAACAUGCUUCUCGGGCCAGCCCAGGGCAGCGCGGCGGCGGCGCUGGAUGCGCGGCUUUUCUUCGGCCUGCGCGUGCGCAUGGGGGUUGCGAGCGGCGUGCUGCCUGCGGGCGCAGAGAUCAGGAACAGCAGCGUGUUUGACCUGGCAAAGGUUGUGUCUGACAUGGGCAACGGCGGGCAGGUCUUGAUGGACGCACACACGUUUGACCAGGUGAAGGAUAGGGUGCAGGAGCUUGGGGCUGUGGACCAUUAUGGCUACAACGACAGGCUGCUGAUUAGGAGGGAUCAAGGCGUCAAGGGCCUGCGCUCGGCUGCUUGCGGCGCCUUUGGCUGCUGCGCCAAGCAGGCUGACGAGGACGGCGCGUUUGGCUGCUGCGCCAGGCGUGCUGACGAGGACGGCGCGCUCGGGGCGGCGCAGGGCGGCCAGAUGGGCGGCACGGACCUCCUCAUUAUGGACAUGGGCGAGUUUGAAACCCCCGGCAUCAACGUAACCGCCGCGCUCGACGCCGACCCCGCGCCCACCUCCGCGACCUCGCCGCGGACGCCGAAGGGCGAUGCGGCCGCACGGACGCCCAAGGCUGCGGACGGCAAGGGCGGCAGGGGCGGGGACGACUUGUCCAAGCCGUCCCUGUCAGCGCCGUCCUUCACAGGCCGCGCCGCCGCGGAAGCAGCGCUGCGCCUGCUGCAGCCGUCCCAGUCAUCGCUGACGGGGCGCGGCGGCGGCCGGCCGGGGCGCGGCGCCGCGGCGCGCCCGGCGCGGCAGCUGCUGCGAGUGUAUUCGGUCCUGCCCGCGGGGCUGGCGCAGCGCGCCAAGGCGUGGGGGAGCCAGUUGAACGUGAAGGACGGCUGGCGCCAGACUGACAGGGGCUUCUUCGACGCGCCGGGCGCCGAGUUUGCAGAGGGGCUGGGCACCAGCCUGCCGGCGAUCGGCGGGUUGGAGCCGGAGCGGGACGUACCGCCCGUCACCAUGGUGUUCGCCGCCGUCGAGGGCGCCAAGUCGCUCCUGCGCUGGCGCCGCGCCGCCGAGGCCGCCGCGGUCGCGCCGCUGCUGCGCCGCGUGAUGGCCGCCGCGCUCGACGCGGUGCCCGGCGGCUACCUCUGCCGAGAGCAGGAGGGCGAGCUAAAGUACAUGCUCGCCUUCCCGAGCGCCGCCGCCGCGCUGGAGUGGUGCCUGCUGGUGCAAGAGGCUGCCAUGUACGCGCCCUGGCCGGCGUCGGUUUUGGAGACGCCGGAAUUCGCAGAGGUGCACGCGCCAGGAGACGGCGCGCUGCUGUUCCGCGGGCCGCGGCUGAAGAUGGGCGUGUGCGAGGGCGUGCCGCGGAGCAUCCUGUGCGACCACGUGGGGCGCGUCGAUUACCACGGGGCGAGCGUCAAUCAGGCGGCGAGGUAUAUGGACGCGGCGGCGCACGGCGGGCAGGUGGCGACAGAGGCAACCCUAGCUGAAGGGGUGUUCAGGGACUGGCGCGCCGGCGACUCGAGCGACGCGCGCCCCUACGGCCCCGGCGACGCCGGCCGCCCCGAGCACGCGCGCGACGCGGCGGCGGUAGCCCGCCUGCUGCGCGCGACGCCGCCGCUCGCGCUCGGCGCCGGCGGCGCCAGCGUCGCCAACUCCUCGGGUUCGAGCGCAGGGCCGGGCCCGCCCACGUCCGCGGCCGGCGCGCUUGGCCUUGGCGCGGGCGCCGGCGCGCCGGGCCUGGGGCUCGGCGCCCGCAGCAGCGGCGGCGGCGGCGACGCCGACGGCGAUACGGACGGGCGGCAGGUGCUGGGUUUAGUCACGCGGUACGCGAGCAUGACUGCGAUGCUGUCACGCCCCUCGGUCCGCUGGUCCGAGGACGAGGCCGGCGGCCGCGGGGCACGCAGCGCAGGCGGCGCAGGCGCUGGCGCCGCAGGCGGCAGCGGCGGGGGUGGCGGCGGCGCCGACGAAGACGAUGUUGCAGCGCGCGUCGCAGCGCGCACGUUCUCCGGCACGCAGCUGACCCGCGCGCGCCCGGGCCCCGACGGCCUCGUGCGCCCGGCCCCGAUCCUCAAGCACAGCGCGAUCCGGGGCGGCGUCGUCGGCGGGGGCGGGCCGCUGGUCGGCGGCGGGGCGCGCGCGCCGCUCGGGCGGCUGCGGUCGGGCAGCCUCUAUCCAGAGGAGCAGCCGUGGCCCGUCGGCUCCCGGCCGGCAUCCCAAUCCAGCGCCGCGCCGCCGGACCUGUCGUCGCUGCGGCAGCCCUCGCUGCGCGCUGCGCCGCGGCAGCUCUCCUGGACGGGCGCCGCGGCGGCGGGCGCGGGCGGGGGCGGGGGCGGCGGCUUGGAGCCGCACGGGCUUCCGCCACGGCCGGGGCCGGCGCAGCAGAAGCCGGCUGCACAAGACCCGCCUCCCGCGCCGCUGCGCGUGGUCAACCUCCGGUGCCUCCACCUGGGCACCUUCCGGUUCAAAGGAUCAGAUCCCGUCGACAUUGUGUGGGUCACCGCCGCCGCGCUCGCGGCGCGCGCCGCGCUGCUGCCGCGGGAGGAGCCGAAGGGGAAGGGGCGCCGCAUCGAGGAGCGCGUGGGCGUGGCGGACGCGGCGAUCACGUCGCUGGCAGACAUUCUGCCGGGGCUCAGGGAGAUGUAUCUAGAGGAGGCCGGCGCCGCGGCCGCCGGCGCAGGCCCGGGCGCCGACGCGGCGGCCGGCGGCGCUGGGGACGGCGAGAGCGCCGCGGCGUACGCGUCCUGGCUCUCGCGGGAGCUCGGGCGGCGGCGGCGGUUUGGCGGGACCAACGGAGGGCCGCUCGUGUACCAGCGCCCCCCUGGGGCGCCGGCGGGCGGGGGCGGGCCCGGCGGCGGCGGCGGCUUGGGGGCGCCGGGCCGCUAG